Molecule: messenger RNA, 3406 nt
Organism: Monopterus albus (swamp eel)
Lineage: Eukaryota; Metazoa; Chordata; Actinopteri; Synbranchiformes; Synbranchidae
Product: zinc finger protein 773
Exons: 3
Coding region: 198-1985 (595 amino acids)
Biological process (GO): regulation of DNA-templated transcription
Molecular function (GO): DNA-binding transcription factor activity, RNA polymerase II-specific; RNA polymerase II cis-regulatory region sequence-specific DNA binding
Source: RefSeq, a predicted model, not a curated record
UAUAGAACCCGGAAAUACAAUCUCUGCAUGGUGACGAGAUGUUUCAAAGGGAGAAGGCUCGAGUACAUUAGAGAUAAAUGAAAAUGUGCAUUUUUCGUCGCUUAAAUUAUUUUGAACCUCAGUGUCUGAAUUUUUGAAGUCGUUGACGUGAAUCUCAGUCGUCGGUGUGGCGCCAACAGCAGCGUUUGUAUUAAUUUAUGGACAAAGACAAGUGUAGCGACGUUCAUGGUCAGUGCUCCUGGAUGGAGAUGCAUCAGUUCAUUGGUGACCUUAUCACGUCUGGAAACACUUUGAAGGAUCAGCCAAAUGUUCUAGAUGCAGUAUGGGGUCUGGCUGCUGGUAGCACUACAGCUCUUGCAUUCAAAGGUGCUUCUCUUCAGCAACCUCCACCAAGCCAGGACAAGGCAGAGGCAAGCCAACACAGCCAGCCCCGGGCAGCACAGAGAAAAGGAGAGACUGGGGAGGGAAGAGAAGAUGUGCAUCAUGCCUGCACCUGCCCUGGCUGCCCUUACUCCACCUCUUCACUUUCCUUUGAGACUUUAAAACCCACACAAUCCUUAUCAUCACCACACUCAAAUGCAGUCUGCCACUCCAAAGGCCUUUGCAGUAUUGCCCCAGGGACCCUUAACGUGGGCUUAUUGGACACCUCUGAACCAAGCAGCACUACCUCAUCUGAGCAAGUGACCAGGCCGUCCAGCAGACUGCAGAGGGAGGAUGCAGACAGGGGGGCUCGAAGCCCAGAGCAGAACUCAGAAACUCCUCCUUCCAGAGUGUCCCACCUCUCAAUGUUUCCCUGCUUCUGUUGCCACCACAGCCUCCAAACCUGCACCCAGAUACUGAGCCACCAAGAAGGCACAGAUUCCCCAUUUUCUCAUGCUCAUCAUCAUUUUCAUCACCACCACUGCCCAAUAAGAUCUUGUUUUUCCUGCCCUCAGCUUGCCCACUCUCACUCCCCACAGCUCUCUGGUUCCUGCUUAUCUUGCCAGCAGUCCUUUCCAAGCUGUUCUCAUGUCUGCCACCACCAGCACAGACCAGCACAGCAAGAAGAGGACAGAGGCAGGACAGCAAUGAGCCUCUUGUUGCUGCACCCUUGUAUGCAUUGCUCUGCCUCUUUUUCCAGACCGUCACAGCUGCUGCAACACCAGCGCUCUGAGCAUGCACACAAACCAUCUGGCUUCCUCUGUACAGAGUGCGGCAGGGCCUUCAACUCGCACAGCAACCUCCGCAUCCACCUCAAUGUGCACACUGGUGCCCGGCCCUACUCCUGCUCUGACUGUGGCAAGAGUUUUAGCCAGUCAGGGGCUCUGAAGAUCCACAGACGGAUUCACACUGGUGAAAGACCAUAUUCCUGUGGCUUCUGUGGCAGAGGGUUUCCACAUCUGGCAGGGGUCCGGGCACACCAGAGGACACACACAGGGGAGAAGCCCUACUGCUGCAGCCAGUGUGGAAAAUGCUUCACACAGUCAGGAGCUCUGAAGAUCCACACUCGCAUCCACACAGGAGAGAGGCCUUUUACCUGCAGCCUCUGUGAGAAAGGCUUCUCCAACCGUUCUGGAAUCCGUUUCCACUACCGCACAGUCCAUGGACUGGCUCCUGAACAUGCUGGGGAAGCUGGAGCUGGGGUUGUAUAUCGUAGACCAGCAGGUCGUAGUUAUCUACCUGGUCGUCCCAGGACUUUUCCACCUGCCAGCACUGAUCUGAAUAACAGCCCAGACAGCAACUCAAACACAGCUCCAAAUUCCAGAGAUUCUCCGGCAUUGACUGCAGCUCAGUCCGAGAGAAGAAACCCAGGCAGUAACAUAGAGGGGCUGCUAUAUGCAUGUGAGGACUGUGGCCUGCGUUUUAAAGAUGCCCCAUCCAGGAACAGACACCAGACUUUGGUGCACUACUCCUCUGAGGGGAGAGAGGAAGAGGAGGAGGAGGGGGGGUGUCCAAGGAAGGAGGUAAACAUAAACAGGAAGGUCCAGGAUAACAGUAGGGAAUGAACUAUUGCUGUUGGUGCCUUCCAACAGGCUCAACAUCACAUUGAAACUGCAGAGUAAUUAUUGUAAAAAUUAUGAGUGGGGAAUAUAGAUGAAUCUUUUUUCAGUUUGGAAAGUUUUUGAUAUUGCAGUACUUGUGUUCAAGCUACUGUAUAGACUGAAGUUUUCAAGGCUUUAAAAGAUCAUAGAGAGAUCCUGUAUAGCAUAUACUGUAUGCAGAACUCAAUUCAGUCCAGUGUUUCUAGAUGGCAUGUUUGAACUAUGUUUUCUUUAAGUAUGCAGGUAGAAAUUGAUGUGUCAGACUUUGUACCAUUAGGAUGUCUUCCACCUAUGAAAAUAUUAAGAUUUUCACAGUCUAAGGCACGUCAUUAUCUCUGACGUCAGUCGAGAAUACACGUCCACAAACCUGCUUAGAAAUCUGAAAAACAAUGCUUUAGAAUUUAUCAGGUUUUUAAGUUUUCUCCAGUACACAGAGAUAGUUGCCUAUUGAAACAAACAGGAAUGUUAAUGACAGUAGGCUAAAGUAUACUUGUAUUGUGUGGCAUUCAUGCGGAUGGCAAAGUAAGAAUUUCAUUGUACAGGGAAACACGUUUCCUAACUGAGCAUAUGACAAACGCUUUGACCUUGACCUAAAAUCAGGGCUGAAGCUGUAUCCCACAGCAUAACUCACUCAAUCCAUGGCCACAUUGUGCUUCUCAUUUCUCGCUAAAGGUUACAUCUGUUAUAAGUCAAGAAUUUUUAUGUUUAAUUUAACAUUGUCCAAACAAUGUUGUAGAAAAAUUAAUGUAAUCAUUUUAGAAACAGCUUCAGAUGUAGUUGAGGACCCUUAUUAUACAAAAUGCCUUAUUAACAGGAAAAAAGCAUAAUUUAUCUUAAAUGGGAAAAAAAAAUCCCCUUUGUAUUUUCCUUCUAAGGUGAUCAAUGUGAACAACAGCAAUGUCCUGUCAGUUUAAGUUAUUUAGUCAUUUUAUCUGUUUAUGAUCCAGUGGACUUUACACAGCACAAAAAGCACCAUAAGGAAUAGAGUUAAUUUUACUUAAUUCUUUAAGUGUUUCUGACCUUUGGGACAGUUGCUGUACAGUGACACAGCCAAAGCCCACGAACAAGAAGGCCAGUGUUUAUGUUUUGUAGUAUUUUGAACCCCUCAAAGGGAAACGUCUCACUUUGCCAGACAGGGGGGUUGAGUUCUAUGUAUCUUACUGUGCUCGACACUGCAACAGGUUUAAUCGCAGGUGCUUUGGUCCAUGUGAAGUCCUCCAGCAUAAUCACAACACCACCUUGCCUGUUGUGCCUUUGUUAUACUAUAAUUCAGGCAUUUACCAACCAGUAUCCAACUGUUACUUUACUCUGUAUGUCAGGAACAGAUGAUAAUUAUCUGAGGAAUCAGAAGCAGCAGACAGAUACUUACAGUCCAUUACUAUUAG